CUUCAUUUAGUUGGUAACUUACCUACUAAAUUUAAAAUGACGUAACUCGACGAAAUAUUGAAAAGUCACCUGCCUGUUUAAAACUACGACGAGUCUAAUCGUAUGACUCACUCAUAGACACAAAUUAUAAACGACUUUAUUCCAUCACAAUAAAGUUUAUAUACAAUAGUCGUUGAUUUUCCUACACUGGCGUUAUGUUAAAACCGUGUUAAAAUGACAUCAUUGUAGAGAAGUUUAUAGUGACAUAAGUCUUUUUAAAACUACUAAGGUUUAUAAUCGUUCACUUGAGUUUAUACUAUAGUAUAGAGUUAGUAGAAAAAAAACUGUCGGACGAUAUGAUAGCGUCUAUAUCAGUUCCAAGGUUAUUUUAGUUAAUGAAAAAUUUGCGUUUGAUUUUGGACUUAAAUUCUAAUGUGUUUUGGUUUAAAUUCGAGUUGCUUGUCGAAUUGUUUAUAAGUUUGUGCGUCUGAACUUGUAUGGGAGAUGUCGCAUUGCUGGCCAUGUCUCCUCAUCACGCCACUCGUACUAAUCGGCCUAGUCUCAUUCUACUUCGUCUAUGUGUUCUACCUGAAGAGUCCACCUCCCCUACCAAGCUUUGAUCUUGAGGAGUGGUGGGGACCGACGAGGUCAAGGGUGCAGGAUACCAGUAUCAGGCCGUUUACGAUUCGUUUUGAAGAUGCGAUGAUAAAAGACCUUAAGCACCGUCUCAAGAACCACCGCCCCUGGACCCCUGGUCUCCAAGGCGUCGGGUUCCAAUACGGAUUCAACCAUGAUCAGUUGCCAGGCUGGAUAAACUACUGGGCAGAACAGUACAAUUUUACUGAACGGGAGAAGUUUUUGAAUCAGUUCCCGCAAUACAAAACCAAUAUACAAGGGCUGGAUGUACACUUCAUCAGAGUUAAGCCUAAGGUUCCGGAUGGCACAGAGACAGUUCCAAUGCUGUUGAUGCACGGCUGGCCAGGGUCGGUGCGUGAGUUCUACGAGGCGCUGCCUCUCCUGACGGCCGUCAGCAAGGACCGGGACUUCGCCAUCGAAGCCAUCAUACCCAGCUUGCCCGGUUAUGGCUUUUCUGACGCUUCAGUAAGACCAGGGCUAGGAGCAGCUCAGGUCGCUAUAGUGCUGCGUAACCUGAUGAGGAGGCUGGGUUUCAAGACCUUCUACAUCCAGGGCGGGGAUUGGGGCUCCUUCAUCGGAGCGGAGAUGGCCACUAUUUUUCCCGAGGAAAUUCUGGGCUUCCACAACAACCUGCCAGUAGCCUCAUCGUCUAAAGCCAAUCUGCUGACACUCCUUGGCUCCUUGUACCCUCCUCUGAUCGUGGACUCCCAUCUCCAGGACCGCAUGUAUCCCCUUUCUAAAGCAAUUGCGUAUCAGCUUCAGGAGUUUGGGUACUCGCAUAUACAGGCAACGAAGCCCGAUACUUUGGGAGUAGGCCUCUCGGACUCACCCACUGGCCUGCUCGUCUACAUCCUCGAGAAGUUCUCCACCUGGACUCUUACCGAGUACCGCGACGAGGCCGACGGCGGCCUCGGCAUGUGGGACAAGGAUAAACUGCUGGAUAAUAUCAUGCUGUACUGGUCCAGUGGGUGCAUCACGAGCUCGAUGAGGUUCUAUGCUGAGAACAAUAAUGUUACCUAUUGGUCUUUGGGGCUUAGCGAAAUCCCCACACCGGUGCCCAUGUGGGGUCUGCAGGCUAAGAACGAGCUCGCCUUCCAACCACCUGCCCUCCUGAGAUUCAAAUAUCCCAACUUAGUGCGGACUAAUCCGCUUGAGGUCGGAGGUCACUUCAUCGCCUUGGAGUUACCGGAGCUGUUCGCGAAAGAUGUCCUCAGUGCGGUGGCUGAAUUCCGAUCAUUGAGAUUAGCGCAUCUUUCCAAACAUGAACUGUAAACUACUGGCUUAGGGCCACUUGCGCGAUCCAGAGUUAGCCACUAACUUCGGAGUUAACAGUACAAUUUAACCCUAUGUUAACGGUUGACUCAGAGUCAGUUGGCUAACCCUGGAUCGCGCAAAUUACCUUUAAAAAUGUAUUAAAGAUGUUUGCCAAACUUA
Cydia fagiglandana is the source of this 2049-nucleotide messenger RNA. RefSeq names its product juvenile hormone epoxide hydrolase-like. The transcript has 9 exons. Gene Ontology annotation, molecular function: epoxide hydrolase activity. Gene Ontology annotation, biological process: epoxide metabolic process. The record is from RefSeq and is a predicted model, not a curated record. NCBI's taxonomy places the organism in Eukaryota, Metazoa, Arthropoda, Insecta, Lepidoptera, Tortricidae. Bases 484 to 1887 code for a protein of 467 amino acids.